AUGCGUAUCACGCCCGAGGAGUCGCAUCAAAUCGCUGUCUACGCCGGCCAGGGGGAGGUGGCCAAAAUGACAGCCGCAAUCAAGCACUUGGCCGAACGGGAAGGCGUGUCCCCGGCCCAAGUCCUGUUCGGCUGCAAAGACGACUUCCAGCAGACAGCGGCCCACACCGCCGCCAAGGGAGGACAAACACGCUCCAUCGAAGCUCUGGCCGAGCUGCUCGGCAGCCGGGAGCACCGGGCCACAUACUUCAACAUAGCGAACAGAUUCUCGGGCGAUCGGCCGGUGCAUUCUGCGAUGCGGCACGGCUUCUUGGACGUCUUGAAGGUGCUGGUGGCCAACGGGGCGGACCCGACGGCCAAGAAUCGCUUCGGGGACACGGUGGCCGACUACGCGGGCGAUUUCGAACCGGAGGAGGUGCAGCGGGUCAUUGACGAGUAUAGGAGAAGCCAGGUUGCUACGGGACAGGGUAACUGA
Molecule: messenger RNA, 474 nt
Organism: Thermothielavioides terrestris NRRL 8126
Lineage: Eukaryota; Fungi; Ascomycota; Sordariomycetes; Sordariales; Chaetomiaceae
Exons: 2
Coding region: 1-474 (157 amino acids)
Molecular function (GO): protein binding
Source: RefSeq, a predicted model, not a curated record